Messenger RNA from Tilletiaria anomala UBC 951, 1970 nucleotides. RefSeq lists its product as uncharacterized. The record is from RefSeq and is a predicted model, not a curated record. The transcript has 2 exons. NCBI's taxonomy places the organism in Eukaryota, Fungi, Basidiomycota, Exobasidiomycetes, Georgefischeriales, Tilletiariaceae. Bases 246 to 1580 code for a protein of 444 amino acids.
CAUCAUCACAUCCUGGUCGCGAUGCAAUGUGCAUGUUGUGAGGGUGGCAGUGAGGUAGCAGGUAUACUGGCUGUGGCGAAAAGAGAGACCUGUUUGCAGGAAAGGCCAGGCGCUACGUGAUCGGAUGGCACGCUGACGCGCUACAUGCAAAUCUGCCAACGAUCGUCACAGUCAACUUCGCGCUUGACCAGGAUCGCAGCGACAGUGUUACGCUCCGUUGUAUGCUGCGUCGUGCAGCAUUCGUCAUGGUCGAUCGGGCUGGCGACACACACGAGGCCGGGGGUGUGGAUGGUGAUGACGACCACUCCACUUGUUACGCCCUUCUACCCGACCUCUUCCUGCUUCGCGCAACGCUCAAGCCAUCGGAGUUCAGCUGGAUCGGCACGCCAGACGAAUGCGAUGAAUGGCAGCGCCUGCUCGACGAGUACGAGGAGCAUCAACACGGGUCUAACCUACCCGAGCACUCGGACCGAUAUCUAGCACCAGCUAAGGAGCUGUCCUUCAGCGUCGUGAUUCUAGGCACCAAAGAUGUGGCCUCGAACGGAGUGAACAGCACAGCAAGACCGCCACUCCCGCGCGUGACGCUCAACGUGCAUGCACCGCUCACAUCGCCUCAUGAGACGCCACGGCGCCCGCAGCUUGUCCUCUCAGCGCCUGCGCUGCAAGCAGCUUCGUGUCCCGCACCCGCACCCGCAGCCAUGAUCGCCGGGUCGCCUGAGAGCUCUGCAGCGCAUUGGCUCCAGCAGCUGCAAUGGCAGCUCGAGACGUGGUGGCGCGAGCUCAAGGGGGAAGAGAACCAGCUGUUCGAUUUGUACACGCACCUUGCGGCCUGGAUCGCCGAUCAUCACAUCCCGAUGGAGAAGCUUCCCUUCUCGAACCCCACUGACCAUUCCUUGCCGUCAUAUCCCCUGGCAGAGCCGUCGGAAGGCGCAAUACACUCCCACAGGCCCCGCCGCCGCUGCCUCCGCCCCUGGGGCGUGCAGAUGCACCGCCAGAUUUUCUACACGCACCACCUCCUUUCGCAGGUCAAGCAGCGCGAACUGGCCGCCUGGUCUGCUGAGCUCGGUGUUUGGCUGCUCGUCAAGCUCGGUUACCCUGGCUUCCUCGUUCUCGAGGGCCCCAAGCACAGCUGGGAGCAGAGCCUGCUCGCCGCUCCGCCCGGGCAGCCAGGCGCAAGUGCGAGCGCAUGCGCCGGGGUAGGAAUUGGAGGAGGCGCGUUGGAAAUGAGCAGACGCAUCAAGGGCAUGCAGUGGGCGAAGCUCAGCGCAAGGACCGAGGUCGACUGGGUGCAUACCGCUGCACCGCCCUCGUCAUCGUCAUCGCAACGCCGAGACCAAGACGAAGGCGACGGCGACGAAGCCGACAUGGAGGAAGGCGCGCUGCUCGCGUGUCCGCUCGCUCGAGCUUGUGUGCCAGGGGCCGGCGCGAGCGGCGGCAGGGAGGGCGCACGAGGCAAGCUGAGGACGUGCAUGCGUAAGACAGAGACUCUGAAGGAGAUCGUGGAGUUAAUGCGCAUGGUGGGCAUACCGGAGGACGAGCUCGUAGAUGGCUUGAGUCUGCGUGUCGGGAGCGGCAGAUAGACGCAUCGCUCCUACGGCGGGCGUGGUACCCCACGCCAUGAACUACCUGUCUCGAGGGCAAAGGGGGAAGGUGUCCUGCCCAAUUAUGCUACAACAAGGUCACCUCCUACAAGUACACUUCCUCUAGCUAGUUAGCUCGGCUGUCACCCCCUCUUCCCUUCCCACUGCCUGACAUAAUCAAUCCCAGCCUCCUUCGGCGUCCUGUACCCUCCCGCAUCCAGUGAGCCUUUCUUUUGCGCUCGAAUCUUCAGCCUACUCGGUCCAGCAGCUGCUUUGCUUCUGCCGCCGGCGCAGCCCUCUUCUCGCUCAUGCUCUUGGUCUUGCUGCUGGCGCUGUUUGAGCCGCAACGCCUCCUCGCGCAAAGCGGCUGCACGCGCCUCCUGCCGUGCU